Molecule: messenger RNA, 486 nt
Organism: Orcinus orca (killer whale)
Lineage: Eukaryota; Metazoa; Chordata; Mammalia; Artiodactyla; Delphinidae
Product: MORF4 family-associated protein 1-like
Exons: 2
Coding region: 1-486 (161 amino acids)
Source: RefSeq, a predicted model, not a curated record
AUGAACCCAUCUGGACUUGGUGCUUACUGUUUAGAAGGAGUGUGGUUCACUUCGACUGGAGCAGUAACUGUUGAUCAGCCAUCUCCAGGGGACUGUGGGUCUGAAGCAGUGGCAGGAAAAAUCUGGCCCUUGGACCUGGGCGAGGUGGAAGCUCUGGAGGAGGUGGACACGCUGGAGCCGGAGGUGGAUUUGGAGCAGUUCCUGCUCCCGGGUAUCAACCAGAUGCUGGAGGACAUCACGGAGCUCACCCGAAAAGCCGGGAGCAUGUGUCUGAGGACCAGGGGCAAACUGUGGGAGAUGGACCUUCUGCUCAUCCGGAUAAAAACACAGGUGGAGGCCUCGGAGGACGGCGCCUUGAAUGGACGUCCCAGUGGGGAGGCUGACAACAGAGUAUCAGAAUUGUGCGAGAAGGCCAAGGAGAUUGAAAAGGUGGCAGAGAUGUUGGUCGAGCUGGUCUGGCGGAUGGAGAAAAGUGAAGCGUCCUGA